Messenger RNA from Batrachochytrium dendrobatidis JAM81, 666 nucleotides. RefSeq lists its product as uncharacterized. The record is from RefSeq and is a predicted model, not a curated record. Lineage: Eukaryota; Fungi; Chytridiomycota; Chytridiomycetes; Rhizophydiales. The coding region runs from base 1 to 666 and encodes 221 amino acids. The transcript has a single exon.
AUGUCCCUAACAGUCACAUUUCAAGGCCGCAAGUUCCAAACAUCUUUUGAUUCAGAGUACACACGGCUGGGCGAUGAAUGGGCAGAUGCAGUGACUUUAAGACAACUAAUUGACCAGCUGUCGCAACAAUCCAGAGUGCCUGCAGAAAACAUCAAGCUGUUGUCAUCUGGUGGUGAGAGAUCUCGUCAUCCUCCAAGUCGUCGAUAUCCUCCUACUGAUUCAAACCGCCAUAGCCCUAUAGGGACUCGGUCUUCCCCUUCCAAGUCGUCUGCUGCUGCUUCUAGGACUCCUCAUACUCGGACUUCAGCUGAAUACUCUAGUACAUUCUACUCAUCAUCACCUUUGCGUAACCAAUCGAGCGAGCAGAGUUCGUUCACCAUUCCUGACAGAAUCAGUUCAGCAUCGAAACAUUCAAACCAUAAACAAUCUCAGCAUCCAUUGCCCAGAAAAAAAAGCAGCGGUGAUAGGGAUAGCUCCAGCGUUGCAGUUUCUGCAUGGGGCAAGUUUAUGGAUCUUGUUGAGCAGGGGUCGAAUGCGGUCACUGGAUUUUUAGAUCGAUUGGAUGGAUCAGGGAGUGGUGAUUCAGGAAGUAGCAAUAGUAGAGAAGACGGCAGCAGCAGAACAAUAGGGGAAGAUUCUGGUUCAUGGGGUGCGGAUCUUGAGUGA